AUGAAAACAGGUCGUUUUUUUGAGUACACUGAUUUUAUCAGUGAUAAUAUAACUGUCAGUUAUAACCGACUUUUUUGAAACGCUUAAUUGAUCGUUCAAUGCCAAGUAAAAUUCCAAUCGGCUAAAUUUAUGUAGACGUACGAGAUCAAGUUAAGAACUUUAAAGUUGCCGUCAAUGUAACGUUUGUUGUCAAAAGAUCUGUUGCCUUUACGUUAAGAUUAUCAUCAGGAAGAGAGGGGAAAACUUGGCAGGCUUGAAACGGGAGAAACGUUUUGAGACCGUUGUCGGUCGGAAAAGCAAGAUAUCUGAAAUUUCGACACAAAAAUGAUCAUUGCUCUGGCGGAAAAAAAUUCAAUGUGAAGGAUCGUGAAAUUCGCCACGAUCGUUACUGAAAAAAAAAAAAAAAUCUAGUACAGAAAUUCAUUUGCGAAAGAAUGUCGGCAUCUUUGUCAGCAUACUGGGUGAAGUUCUUUAAAGGGGCAGGCUUUCCUCAAGAUGUGGCUACCAAACAUGCGGUUGUAUUUUCUAAUAACAGGAUCAAACCAGACAUGCUGCCCGAUCUGGAUAAGCCUAGUCUUAAAGACAUGGGCAUUAGUCUGAUGGGAGACAUGAUCGCUAUCCUAAGAUAUGCUAAGAAGGUUGUCGAAGAGACAACAUGUGAGAGAUUCUUGGUUGAUACCGAGGAUGAUCCGCCAACUCCUAAUCCUAAGCCUAUUUUAAAACCCACAAUUAAAAAGGUGGUCACCAAAGUUCCUAGCAAAAAUAUUUCGUCGAUCAGAGCCAAGAGCGAAUCUCAAAUUGUCGAAAAGACAAUAAAAGCUCAAGCUGGUCCAACAAAAUCCAUCGUCGUUAGAAAAAAAGAAUUACCAAGUACAGAAAGAGUGGUAUCGCAUUCAGUGAUUCCUGAAAAGCCACAGUUAUCUCUGAAGAGAAAAGUUCAACCAGUGGCUGAUGACUACGACGAAGAAGGUGAAGAUUGGUCCGCUAAAAUGCAGAAAAGACUGAAAGAAUCUGUAGACAACAAUGUCGGCUACUGUGUGACGAUGCCUAAGGGAACCACUUUGAGAAGUCAAAAGAUUCUUAAGAAGGCUGCUGAACAAAAGAGAACAGUAUUUGACAGGUUAGGUGAUAGUUCGGUAACUAGUACAACCAAUUUAGCUGAGUCCACAACAACUUUUAACGUUACUGGCCUUGGUAAAGAUAUUUUUAAAAGGAAUUCCAGUGUUUUUAAUAGGCUUGGGGAUAAGGAUGCUAAGAAGGAUGAAUCUAUGCAUGCUGGUAUUUUGAAAGAUGGAGUAGGCAGUCCUGCGGCUCAUGGAAUUCUAAAAGCCCGUACCAUUGGCUCGGCAACUGCACCUAUAAUCAGGACAAAGAAAAUUCUAAAUGUUUCAUCAAAACCUACUGGCACUAUGCGUGCAGAUCAGGAGGUGAAGCAACAUACUCUCUCUAAGGGUACAAAACAAUUAAUUACAACCAAGAAGGUUUUAAUCGAUCAACCCAAAAAAUUGAAUAUUGUCAGGAGAGUUGCCACUUCUAGCAAAUUAGCUUCCGAGCACAUGGUAUCUGUACCAGCUAAAGCACGAUUAGGAGUAACUGGGUCGACUCCUGGGAAGCAAGUAACAUUUAAUAGGAUUGCAACAGUGGCGCACAUAAAAAAACCAGGUGUCUUCAGCCGAUUAGGAAUGUGAACUGUAAUGAUAAGUCAUAUUAUCAGUAUGUGUCCAGUGGUAUCUGCAAUCAGCUUUCUUCUGUAUAUAACCUUUGACUUUCUACAGCACAAGGGAGAAAAUAUGCAGAGAAAUAAGAUGUAUGUCCUUUGUAAAAAGGUAUAUUGCCUCACAAAAUUUUAAAGAGUGAAAUUAUCUGACAAUAUACAACCAAUGUAUUGCCCUUUUUUGUUUCUACUACUUGUAUCACUGGAAUAAUUUUUGUUAUGAAUAAUGAGGUAAUAUUUAUGAGAUCACAGCAAACUCGUGUUAAUUUAAUAUAAAACAAUUUUACGACUCUGAUCUCUUCUAUGUCAAUUUUGUUUUCAUCAUGGACAUUGUGUGAAACUCAGUUUUUAUUUCCUGUAUUGAAAAGAAUAUAAAAAUAUACCUAUGUUACAAAAUGCA
Orussus abietinus is the source of this 2114-nucleotide messenger RNA. RefSeq lists its product as uncharacterized. The transcript has 4 exons. Gene Ontology annotation, cellular component: nucleus. Bases 435 to 1688 code for a protein of 417 amino acids. NCBI's taxonomy places the organism in Eukaryota, Metazoa, Arthropoda, Insecta, Hymenoptera, Orussidae. The record is from RefSeq and is a predicted model, not a curated record.